Molecule: messenger RNA, 1119 nt
Organism: Lachnellula hyalina
Lineage: Eukaryota; Fungi; Ascomycota; Leotiomycetes; Helotiales; Lachnaceae
Gene: fip1
Product: Plasma membrane iron permease
Exons: 3
Coding region: 1-1119 (372 amino acids)
Biological process (GO): iron ion transmembrane transport
Cellular component (GO): high-affinity iron permease complex; plasma membrane
Molecular function (GO): ferrous iron transmembrane transporter activity
Source: RefSeq, a predicted model, not a curated record
AUGACCGUUAAUGUCUUUGCCGUCCCGGUGUUCUUCGUCGUCUUCAGAGAGACGCUCGAGACUGCCGUCAUCGUGUCCGUCUUGCUUGCAUUCUUAAAGCAAACCCUCGAUGGCCCGAAUCGCGAUAGAGCCGUGUACAAGAAACUUGUGAAGCAGGUUUGGUAUGGCACAAUAGCUGGUCUUGCCUGCUGUCUGAUUAUCGGCGCCGGCAUGAUCGGUGCCUUCUACGGCCUCGGAAAAGACAGAUGGGCAAACACCGAGUAUUACUGGGAAGGCUCCUUUGCCAUCUUUGCGUCUGUCGUAAUCAGCAUUCUCGGUGCUGCUCUGCUCCGCGUCUCCAAGAUGCAGGAGAAAUGGCGUGUCAAGUUGGCCAAGGCAUUGGAGACGCAAAAGGUGACCACUGGUGGUCGGAGAGGGGCGUUGAAGCGAUGGGCUGAGAAAUAUGCCAUGUUCAUGCUACCAUUCAUCACGGUUUUGAGAGAGGGUCUCGAGGCUGUUGUAUUUAUUGCCGGUGUAUCGUUUUCAUCGCCUGCUUCUGCUGUUCCGUUACCAGUUGUCAUUGGAUUGAUCGCUGGCUUUGCUGCCGGGUGGAUUCUCUACAAGGGUGGCGCUACCUCCAAGCUUCAAUACUUCCUCAUUAUCUCCACCUGUCUCCUCUACCUCGUCGCCGCCGGUCUCUUGUCCAGAGCCGUCUGGUACUUUGAAGCUCAAAAUUGGAACGACAUAACCGGUGGUGAUGCCGCUGAGACAGGAUCCGGUGCCGGAUCCUACGAUAUCAGAAGGAGUGUCUGGCACGUCAACUUUGGCAACCCAGAGCUCAAUGGUGGUGGAGGAUGGGGUAUCUUCAACGCAAUCCUGGGAUGGCAGAACUCUGCAACAUACGGCUCUGUUAUCUCGUAUAACGUGUACUGGAUCGCAAUCAUCAUUGGCUUCCUCGUCAUGCGGUACAAGGAAACCACUGGACACCUGCCACUCAUGAAGGCGAAGACGCCCAAGGCUUCUUCCGAUGAAUCGAGUCCGUCUGGCGGUGGAAUCGUAAGCCAUGAUAGCGUGAGCAAGGAUCCAGAGAAGAACGUAGCGGCAGUCGACGCAUUGCCCACAAGGACGAUCUCUGAGUGA